Messenger RNA from Chaetomium strumarium, 1983 nucleotides. RefSeq names its product pyridoxal phosphate-dependent transferase. Gene Ontology annotation, molecular function: serine C-palmitoyltransferase activity; pyridoxal phosphate binding. Gene Ontology annotation, biological process: ceramide biosynthetic process; sphingosine biosynthetic process. NCBI's taxonomy places the organism in Eukaryota, Fungi, Ascomycota, Sordariomycetes, Sordariales, Chaetomiaceae. Gene Ontology annotation, cellular component: serine palmitoyltransferase complex. The transcript has a single exon. Bases 1 to 1983 code for a protein of 660 amino acids. The record is from RefSeq and is a predicted model, not a curated record.
AUGCCUCGAAAGCUCUCGAACCCCUUCUCAACAUCAACUAUGCCACACUCGGAGAAAGAACGUCGGCCUUCACAGUCAAAGGGCCGUCUUGCCGGCUUCUUCUCUUCCAGGUCAAGGGAGCAGCCGGCGGCGCAGCAAACCCCUUCGCACCAUAAACUAGUCUCGUCCCAGAUGACGGUCUCGACCUCUCCCCUGCCAACAAUCUCGCUGUCCACAUCCAUUACUGGGGAGCUCAACAGCGACGAGACUCCGACCACUCUCUUUGAACCUCCCUCUACCGAUGAAGCCAGGGCCCAAGAACGCCGCGAUGCUCAGUUCGGCCCUCUGCUCGAUCCGUCCCACUUAUAUGUGAGCGCCCAUCAAGGAAAGCCGCUCGAAACGCCAGUCGAGGACGAGCCACCUUAUUUCUACGUCCUCACCACAUACAUCAGUUACCUUCUUCUGAUCGCUUUCGGUCAUGCGCGGGAUUUCUUCGGGAAGCGAUUUGGUAACAAGAAAUUCUACGCACCCAUCAAGGCUGCCAAUGGAUAUGCGCCACUCAAUGACGAUUUCGACAGCUUCUACGUCAGAAGGUUGAAGCUCCGCCUCGACGACUGCUUCGCCAGGCCGACAACCGGUGUUCCAGGCCGAUACAUCACGCUUAUCGACCGCAAGUCGGACGACUUCAACCGCUCCUACAAGUUCACCGGCACCUGCACCCAGACUCUGAACCUCAGCUCCUACAACUACCUGGGAUUUGCUCAGUCGGACGGACCGUGCGCCGACGCUGUGGAGGAAUGUGUUCGCAAGUACGGUCUCAGCUUUGCCAGCCCGCGGGCCGAUUCCGGAACGUCCGACCUUGUCAUGGAAGUUGAACGCGAGGUUGCCCAGUUUGUGGGCAAGCCUGCCGCCAUGGUGUUUCCCAUGGGCUUCGUGACGAACGCUUCUUCCUUCCCGGCCCUCCUCUCCAAGGGCUGCCUCAUCAUCUCGGACGAGCUGAACCACGCGUCCAUCCGCAUUGGCGCCCGUCUUUCUGGUGCAGUUAUUAGAUCUUUCAAGCACAACAACAUGGAGGACCUGGAGAAGAAGCUGCGUGAAGCCAUCUCGCAGGGUCAGCCGCGCACGCAUCGGCCGUGGAAGAAGAUCCUGGUUGCUGUCGAAGGUCUUUACUCGAUGGAAGGUACCAUGGUCGACCUUCCCGGUGUCCUGUCGCUCAAGAAGAAAUACAAGUUCUACCUGUAUGUCGACGAGGCCCACAGCAUCGGGGCGUUGGGGCCGAAUGGGCGCGGUGUCUGCGACUAUUUUGGCAUCGACCCCGCUGAAGUCGACAUCCUCAUGGGAACUUUCACCAAGUCGUUUGGCGCCAAUGGUGGCUACGUUGCGGCUGAGAAGCACAUCAUCGACGGGCUCCGGAUGACCAACGCGGCAACCCUUCUUGGCGAAUCUCCCACCCCGUUUGUUCUGAUGCAGAUUCUCACCUCGCUCAGGCUAAUCACUGGAGAGGUUGCCCCUGGCCAGGGCGAGGAGCGCCUGCAGCGCCUCGCCUUCAACUCCCGCUACCUCCGGCUCGGCCUAAAGCGUCUCGGGUUCAUUGUCUACGGCCACGACGAUUCGCCCAUCAUCCCCAUCGUGCUGUACCACCCCGGGAAGAUGUCGGCUUUCAGCCACGAAAUGCUCAAACGGAAGAUCUCGGUGGUCGUUGUCGGCUACCCGGCCACGCCGCUCAUUAGCUCUCGCGUCCGAUUCUGCAUCUCCUCGGCCCAUAACAAGGAGGACAUGGACCGCAUCCUCGCUGCCUGCGACGAGGUCGGCGAUAUCUUGUGCCUCAAGUUCUCGACUGGCAUCGCGGGCGGCCAGGAGCCGCUGCCUGCGGGAGUCACACCGGAAAUGGAGAAGGAAUGGCGUAAAGCAAACGGCCUUGAAGGUGUCGUCAAGCCCCCAAGGUGGAAGCUCGAAGACGUCAUUGCUCGCGGUGUGGAAGAUACCAAACAUCAGCUGCGGUAA